AUGUGGUGUCCUAUCUCCUCGUACUCAGUCUCCCUCGAUAAUUUUUUCAAGAUGGAGGACAUAUGUGAGGAACUUGAUCGGUUAACCGUUGAAUUUUUUGACAAUCUCGAAUGUCUUCAGGAGAAAAGGGAAUACCUGAAUGCUUCAAUAAGAGAUGGAUAUCUAAACCUGUCAAAGGCCCGUUAUUCGAUGGGAAACAAAUCCGUGGGUGCUUUGCAAUACAGUGAUAAAAUGGACUGCGCGCUGUAUCAUGUAAGUUUAUUUGGAGACAUUUCUAAAGAGGAGUCCGAAAACGCUGAUGUAACGUUCGAAAUGGAGAAAGCACGGCCAAGAAGAGCAAAGGGUACUUCAAAAACUGGUUAUAAUGAAAAAGAAGAAGAGGAAAACGUAGUCAGAAGAAGGAAACCUCAAAAAUCAGGUGCUUCGAGCGAUGAAGCAACGUCGCGUAUCCAGGAAUUAUAUAUCUCUAAAGAGGAAAACUUGCCUGUAGAAGAUGCAAAUGUUAAUGGUUGUGUUCAAGAUCCCCUUAAAUGGUUUGGAAUCUUGGUUCCUGGUUGUUUAAAAACGGGUCAAAAGAAUUUUCAGAGCGCCAUUGAACUAAGCUGUGACAUUGUCAACCUUGAAAUGAAGGUGAAAGAGAUCAUAGAGAAGUUGAACGUUUUAAAAAUUCGGAAGAAAGAAUUGUUAGAAGAGAGGAACAAAUUGCAAGAAAUCGAAGACUGA
Molecule: messenger RNA, 723 nt
Organism: Pocillopora meandrina
Lineage: Eukaryota; Metazoa; Cnidaria; Anthozoa; Scleractinia; Pocilloporidae
Source: the annotation of a GenBank genome assembly